AUCAUCACUUAGCGACGGGCUGUCUGGAAACUCAGUGGUGGCGGGGAGGAGAAGGAGUCGGGCGAUCAGUUAACGGAGAGGGGAAGGCGUGGCUAAAAAGUAGGUAUCGCUUGUUACCGUAGCGGGACGAUGAAAAAUGGCCACUGCUAACAAGACUCCUCCUGGUGCAGAUCCAAAACAGCUGGAAAGGACAGGAACUGUUCGAGAAAUAGGUUCACAAGCUGUUUGGUCUCUUUCAUCUUGUAAACCAGGCUUUGGGGUGGAUCAGUUACGAGAUGAUAACCUAGAAACAUACUGGCAAUCUGAUGGAUCACAGCCUCAUUUGGUCAACAUCCAAUUCAGAAGAAAAACUACUGUGAAGACAUUAUGCAUUUAUGCAGAUUAUAAAUCUGAUGAAAGUUACACUCCAAGCAAAAUCUCUGUGAGAGUAGGGAACAAUUUUCACAAUCUUCAAGAAAUUCGGAAAAGAGGUGUCAAACUGGCGGCUCGUGGAUUGGAUGCAUCAUGUGCAGGCCACACCCACCCCAGCUCUGUGAAGCAACUUGAAUUAGUGGAGCCAAGUGGUUGGAUUCAUGUUCCCUUAACUGACACUCAUAAGAAACCUAUUCGCACAUUUAUGAUUCAGAUUGCAGUUUUAGCCAAUCAUCAGAAUGGAAGAGAUACACAUAUGCGACAAAUUAAGGUUUAUACACCAGUUGAAGAAAGUUCUAUUGGUAAAUUUCCUAGAUGUACAACAAUUGAUUUCAUGAUGUAUCGCUCAAUCAGGUAAAAAAUAUUUUUGUACUGUAAUUACCCCAAUUUUAAUUUAAUUUCAAAAUAAAGAUUUAAAAUCCA
Pantherophis guttatus is the source of this 834-nucleotide messenger RNA. RefSeq names its product anaphase promoting complex subunit 10 (gene ANAPC10). NCBI's taxonomy places the organism in Eukaryota, Metazoa, Chordata, Lepidosauria, Squamata, Colubridae. The record is from RefSeq and is a predicted model, not a curated record. Gene Ontology annotation, cellular component: anaphase-promoting complex. Gene Ontology annotation, biological process: anaphase-promoting complex-dependent catabolic process; protein K11-linked ubiquitination.